Molecule: messenger RNA, 1074 nt
Organism: Raphanus sativus (radish)
Lineage: Eukaryota; Viridiplantae; Streptophyta; Magnoliopsida; Brassicales; Brassicaceae
Product: protein VACUOLELESS GAMETOPHYTES
Exons: 1
Coding region: 98-919 (273 amino acids)
Source: RefSeq, a predicted model, not a curated record
CAAAAACAACUCAAACUUGGAACAACUCAAAGUCAGAGAAACCUUAUAAAAGCACCAUGAUCCAACAGACACAAGAUUUGCAAAAGUAGUGUGAUCAAUGGAGUACAAACAUUUCAGCCAUCCACACAAUCUAAAACUCCAACCGCUUCAGACAACUAAACCCUCAGAUUAUCCACCAAUCUGCUCAGGCUGUGAAUCAGCCAUCUCUGAAUCAGCAACCGCAUACAUCUGUUCAACAUGUGACUUCAAUCUCCAUGAGCAAUGUGGAAACGCAGUGCGUGGGAUUCAACACCCUUCCCACGCGGGUCUCCACCACUUGACUCUAGUCCCUUACACAACAUACAGCGCUGGUACCUUCCUCUGCAGAGCCUGUGGCUGCACUGGAGGUAAAUGGUUCUCUUACUGUUGUCCUUUGUGUGACUUUGACCUCCAUGUUCAGUGCGCUCAGUUGCCUCAGGUUUUGGUUCAUGACUCUCAUCCUCUCCAUAGUCUUCUUCUUGUUUACAACAGUACUCCUCCUCCUGCUAUGUCUUUUACUCAGUUUGGUUACAUGAAUCAGCUUGUCUGCAAUAUCUAUAACCUGGGUAUGGAUGGUAGGUUUUGGUCUUAUAACUGUUAUGCUUGUAACUAUCAUGUUCAUGCUUCAUGUGCUGUGAAUAAGCCCAAACCUGUGGCUGCUUCUUCUGCUGUUGAGAAGUGUGGGACAACAAGUGAUGAAAGAAGGGCAGCGAGCGGUGAAUCUGUUCCUGCUCAGGGUUUGGAGACAGAGCAGACGCAGCGGCCAGCUGCAACAGCAGAGCAAGUGGAAGAUCCAGCUUUGAGGCAACAGCUUGAACUUCAGAAGCUUCAGCUUCAGCUAGAUAUGAGUUAUGCUCUGGCAAACAUGAUGGGCUCCUUCAAUCUCAGUUCUUUUGUUUGAAUUAUCUUUGUGUUCUCUGCUAUGUUGUCCUUUUCAGUUUGUUUGAUAUGAUGCAUUUACAAAUUGCACACAAAACAUGGGAUUGUCGUUGUUCUUGUGUUCUGAAUGUUCUCUGUUCUGAAUAAAAGUUUCAUCGUCUGGUUUCUUGUUCUAUA